This is a messenger RNA of Fusarium tjaetaba, 1275 nucleotides long. Its product is annotated as pyridine nucleotide-disulfide oxidoreductase family. Bases 1 to 1275 code for a protein of 424 amino acids. Gene Ontology annotation, biological process: aerobic electron transport chain. The record is from RefSeq and is a predicted model, not a curated record. The transcript has a single exon. NCBI's taxonomy places the organism in Eukaryota, Fungi, Ascomycota, Sordariomycetes, Hypocreales, Nectriaceae. Gene Ontology annotation, molecular function: NAD(P)H dehydrogenase (quinone) activity.
AUGUCAAGCAGAAUUGUAAUUGUGGGUGCUGGUUUCGCUGGAGUUUGGAGCGCCCUCUCGGCCCAACGUCUCAUCAACCUCAAGAACAAAGAGCAAGACAUUCAGGUUCUCGUCAUCGCCCCCGAACAAGCGCUAAUCCUCCGUCCUCGCCUAUACGAACCCAACCCCUCAAUGAUGAAACAACCCCUCGGACCUCUUUUUACAUCUGCCGGUAUCGAGAUCCUCCAGGGCAUCGCCGAAACCAUCGACACAAACUCUCAGACAGUGCAUGUCAAAUCCCCAUCUGGCCACGAAUCUGAUAUUACUUACGACCGGCUCGUCCUUGCGGCUGGGAGCACAGUUAUCCGACCCAAAAGUGUCGCUGGUCUCGAGGAGUAUGCCUUUGACAUCGAUUCAAUCGCAGCUGCAACCAAGCUUGAGUCUCAUAUCAAGAAUCUGGAAUCCCUUCCCGACAGCAAAGCCCGCAACACUGUGGUUAUCUGCGGCAGUGGCUUCACAGGCAUUGAAAUUGCGGCAGAGCUACCAAAUAUGCUCAAGCACAUUGAGAAACCCCGAAUUGUUCUCGUGGAAAGUGCUUCAGUCGUUGGACCUGAACUUGGAGGAGGGCCGCGUCCUACUAUCAUGAAAGCUCUGGAAAGUCUCGGUGUUGAGCUCAAGCUCGGUGCUUCUGUUAAUUCAGUUGACUUGAGUGGAGUUAAUCUUUGGUCUGGAGGGCGGAUUGAAGCGAUGACUGUUAUCUGGACCGCCGGUGUGCGAGCAACGUCCCUGACACAGCAAAUUCCUGGGCAGAAGGAUACGCUCUCCCGACUUUGCGUCGACCAAGAUCUCCGUGUUCCUGGCUGUCCUUACGUCUUUGCCACCGGUGGCGCUGCCCAUGCUGCCACUGAUACAAAAGGCAAUGUCACCAUGCCCUCAUGCCAACACGUCGUCGUCCUCGGUCGUUUCUCAGGACACAACGCAGCAGCAGACCUCCUGGGCGAGCCAACACUUCCCUACUGUCAGCCUGGAUACGGCACUUGCCUUGACCUUGGGCCUUGGGGUGCUUUGUUGGCUAAUGGGUGGGACAGGGAGGUUACAGUCACUGGCCAGAUCGCGAAACAGGUGAAGAGAUACGUCAACCAGAAAAUUAUCAUACUUCCGGACACUGCCAAGGAGGCACUAGAUGCUGCAGAUCCGGCUUCUUAUGACUCUGAAAGUCGACUUAAGCGUGUGCUCGGUGUGCUGGGGUGGACGUUGCGCAACUACGUUGGUAACAACAACAAAAGACUUCCCUAG